AUGGCAACCCUAAACCAAGUCAUGCGCUCCAUUCGCAAGCCCCGGCCCAAAACCGCCGCGGCUCCCGCCCUCGAUGGGUGCCCGCAACGUCGAGGUGUCUGCGUCAAAGUCUUCACCGUGAAACCCAAAAAGCCCAAUUCCGCGCAGCGUAAAGUCUGUCGUGUACGACUCACGACUGGCAAGGUCGUGAUUGCGUACAUUCCGGGAGAGGGGCAUAACUUGCAGGAGCACUCGGUGGUCUUGGUGAGGGGAGGACGUGUUAGUGAUUGUCCGGGUGUGAGAUAUAAGGUUGUGAGGGGGGCUCUGGAUUGUCAGGGGGUGGUUAAUCGGAAUAAGUCGAGGUCGAAGUAUGGAACUAAGGUGAGUUGA
This is a messenger RNA of Fimicolochytrium jonesii, 369 nucleotides long. Its product is annotated as 30S ribosomal protein S12. The transcript has a single exon. The record is from RefSeq and is a predicted model, not a curated record. The coding region runs from base 1 to 369 and encodes 122 amino acids. Gene Ontology annotation, molecular function: structural constituent of ribosome. Gene Ontology annotation, biological process: translation. Gene Ontology annotation, cellular component: small ribosomal subunit; ribosome. Lineage: Eukaryota; Fungi; Chytridiomycota; Chytridiomycetes; Spizellomycetales; Powellomycetaceae.